Messenger RNA from Lycium ferocissimum, 761 nucleotides. RefSeq names its product non-specific lipid transfer protein GPI-anchored 5-like. The record is from RefSeq and is a predicted model, not a curated record. NCBI's taxonomy places the organism in Eukaryota, Viridiplantae, Streptophyta, Magnoliopsida, Solanales, Solanaceae. The transcript is spliced from 3 exons. Bases 60 to 515 code for a protein of 151 amino acids.
GAAACCAGUACGUGUAAUACUUCAAAAAAAGAAAUAUUACGUAACACAUUCUGUCAAAAAUGGCAUCAAGAAAGAACAAAAUUUGCAUGGCUUUAAUUGCAUUAAUAGUAGUGGGCAUGAUUUCAAGAGGAGCGAUGGCUCAAUCCAACUGCAUGAAUGCGUUACUUAGUAUGUAUUCAUGCCUUAGCUAUGUCACCGGAUCAACUUCAAAAACGCCGUCGAGUUCUUGCUGCUCAGCCCUCUCUGGGGUGCUGCAAUCACAGCCUAGGUGCCUUUGCACCAUUGCUAAUGGUGGUGGUUCGUCGUUAGGUGUCCAAAUUAAUCAAACUCUUGCACUUGCUUUGCCUGCUGCAUGUAACCUGCAAACUCCUCCUGUCAGUAGAUGUUAUGCUGGUAAUGGACCGGCUAUGCCUCCAAUGCCAACGGGUUCUCCAGUGGGCUCACCAGAGCGUUCACCAGAGGACGAGACUGUGGAUCCUCCAAUGCCAGGGCUUGAAGACAAUUGGGAGAACUAGCAAUACCUCCAGUUGAAGCCUUCUAAAGUCCCUCUUCAAAUUGUUUCCGUUGCUUCCAUGACCUUGAAGUUUCCGUGUUUUUCAUCUGGGAGUUCCAAAAGAAUAGUUUGUUACAUAAAUUAGCAAUACAUUUUAAUGUAAUGUCAUGUUCUGUUAGGUUAUGGUGUGAUUUAUAUUAAUUACUUGUGUGUUGUUUCCAUUCAUUUCUGUACUGUCCUAGCAAUGAACUCUAAAAGUUUGAAUUUA